Molecule: messenger RNA, 441 nt
Organism: Aureobasidium uvarum
Lineage: Eukaryota; Fungi; Ascomycota; Dothideomycetes; Dothideales; Saccotheciaceae
Source: the annotation of a GenBank genome assembly
AUGGCCGACUUCCAGAACAUCGCCGAACAGUUCGUUCAGUUCUACUACAAGACCUUCGAUGAGAACCGCUCCGCCCUCGGUGCCCUCUACAAGGAACACUCCAUGCUCACCUUCGAGAACUCCCCUGUUCAAGGUGCCGCUGGUAUCACUGAGAAGCUCGUCGUAUGUUGCGCAAGCCCUAUUCUUGAGCAUACGAAGGGAAAGACUAAGCAAAUAUACAGNGGUCUGCCUUUCGCCAAGGUCCAGCACGAGGUAUCUAGCUUGGACGCCCAGCCCUCCAACGACGCCGGUGGUAUCCUGGUCCUCGUUGCCGGAAGACUGCUUGUCGACGAGGAGCAGAGACCCAUGAGCUACACCCAGUCCUUCCAGCUCCUGCCCGACGGUGCCGGCAGCUACUACGUCUUCAACGACAUCUUCAGACUCGUCUACGCCGCCGCAUAA